GUCUGACAACAGCAGGAGGGAAUGGAGAAAAGGGUUUCUAGCAAGACAACAAGAACACAUUAAUUCAGGACGGCCAAAUAAACGCAUACUAUUUGCUCCUUUGUACCCGUGUUGUGCAGUGGACCAAAUGCAGGAGUGGAUGGGGCAUCUCUAACAAUGAAGCCCAGGAUAAGCUCAUCUUGCUCCCCACGCUGCAGCCACACAGACUGAGAGCCUAUCUUAACCUUAGUGGCCGCAGGAUGAAAUGAGAUAGACAGACAGACACUGGACGAGUGGAGGCUGUCCUGCUCUUGAAUCCCCCAUCCCCUCCUCCUCUCCUCCUCCGACCCUCCCCUCUCCGACCCCCCCCUGUCCUCCUGUAGGCAUGGCGGGGCUACAGCUGGUCACCCCAGCAUCCUCCCCCAUGGGGCCCUUCUUCGGUCUCCCAUGGCAACAGGAAGCUAUCCACGACAACAUUUACACACCAAGGAAAUAUCAGGUUGAGCUUCUGGAGGCAGCUCUUGAACACAACACUAUUGUGUGCUUAAACACUGGCUCAGGGAAGACCUUCAUCGCAGUGCUCCUCACCAAGGAGCUGUCCCACCAGAUCCGGGGAGACUACUGCCACAACGGCAAGAGGACCGUCUUUCUGGUCAACGCAGCCUCCUCGGUGGUGCAGCAGGCGGCUACUGUCCGCACCCAUUCGGACCUGCGCGUGGGGGAGUACACAGAGGAGAGCACGUCUUGGAGCCACGAGAGAUGGAGCCAAGAAGUACUAGAAAAUCAGGUGUUGGUGAUGCCGUGCCACAUCUUCCUCCAUGCGCUCACCAUGCAAGUGCUGCCCCUGGCCAAGAUCAACCUGGUGGUGUUUGACGAGUGCCACCUAGCAAUCUCUGACCACCCGUACCGGGAGAUAAUGAGGGUAUGUGAUGAUUUCCCGUGCUGUCCGCGUAUCCUGGGUCUGACAGCCUCCAUCUUGAAUGGGAAGUGUGACCCCAGCGACCUUGAGGAGAAGAUCCUCAACCUGGAGAGGAUCCUCAAGAGCAACGCCGAGACCGCCACAGACCUGGUGGUGCUAGACCGAUAUGCGUCUCAGCCUCGUGAGGUGGUGCUGGACUGUGGGCCGUUUGAGGACCGGAGCGGGCUGUCGGAGCGGCUGCUACUAGAGCUGGGGGAGGCUCUGCACUUCCUCAACGACCUCAACCUGCCCCCCCAGCAGAGGGAGGACCGAGACCCCACAUUCAUCUCCAAACAGGUCCUGAGUGACUGCCGCGCGGUGCUGACCGUGCUGGGCCCCUGGUGCGCAGACAAGGCGGCCGGCAUCAUGGUACGGGAGCUGCAGAAGUACAUCAAGCACGAGCAGGAGGAGCUGACCCGCAAGUUCCUGCUCUACACCGACACCAUCCUGCGUAAGAUCCACGCCCUGUGCGAGGAGCACUUCUCACCCGCCUCGUUAGACCUGCGCUUCGUCACGCCCAAGGUGAUCAAGCUUCUGGAGAUCCUCCACGAGUACAAGCCGUUUGAGCGGCAGCAGUUCGAAAGCGUGGAGUGGUACAACAACCGUAACCAGGACAACUACGUCUCCUGGAGCGACUCUGAGGACGAGGACGAAGACGAGGAGGCGGAGUCUAAGGAGAAGCCCGAGGCCAACUUCCCCUCCCCCUUCACCAACAUCCUGUGUGGCAUCAUCUUCGUGGAGAGGCGAUACACGGCCGUGGUGCUCAACAGGUUGAUAAAAGAGGCGGGUAAGCAGGACCCCGAGCUGGCCUACAUCAGCAGCAACUUCAUCACGGGCCACAGCAUCGGCAAGAACCAGCCACGUAACAAGCAGAUGGAGGUGGAGUUCAGGAAACAGGAAGAGGUGCUGCGCAAAUUCCGCGCCCACGAGACCAACCUGCUCAUCGCCACCAGCAUCGUGGAGGAAGGCGUCGAUAUCCCAAAGUGCAAUUUGGUGGUGCGCUUCGACCUGCCGACCGAGUACCGCUCCUACGUGCAGUCGAAGGGGCGAGCACGCGCCCCACUCUCCAACUACAUCAUGUUGGCCGACAGCGAGCGCACCAAGGCCUUCGAGGAGGAUCUCAAGACCUACAAAGCGAUAGAAAAGAUCCUCAGGAAUAAGUGCUCCAAGUCAGCCGAGUGUAGAGAGUACGAGCCGGAGCCUGUAACCGAUGACGACAACAUCCUGCCCCCCUACGUGCUCCGCUCGGAAGACGGCGGUCCGAGAGUUACCAUCAACACUGCAAUCGGACACAUUAACAGAUACUGUGCCAGACUGCCGAGUGACCCCUUCACCCACCUGACGCCCAAGUGCAAGACUGCGGAGCUGAAGGACGGCCGCUUCCAGUCCACCCUCUACCUGCCCAUCAACUCCCCCCUACGAGAGCCCGUGCCGGGGCCUGUGAUGAGCUGCGCAAGGCUUGCUGAGAAGGCCGUGGCGCUAGUAUGCUGUGAAAAGCUGCACAAAAUCGGCGAGCUGGAUGACCACCUGAUGCCGGUUGGCAAGGAGACGGUGAAGUAUGAGGAGGAGUUGGACCUGCACGAUGAGGAGGAGACCAGCGUACCGGGACGACCGGGCUCCACCAAGAGGAGACAAUGCUACCCCAAAGCCAUACCCGAGUGUCUUCGUGACAGCUACCCGGUCCCAGAGCAGCCGUGCUACCUGUACGUGAUUGGCAUGGUGCUGACCACGCCCCUUCCUGACGAGCUCAACUUCAGGCGGAGGAAGCUGUAUCCCCCAGAGGACACCACGCGGUGCUUUGGAAUACUCACCGCCAAACCCAUACCCAGGAUCCCCCACUUCCCGGUGUACACACGCUCGGGCGAGGUGACCAUCUCCAUCGAGCUGCAGCGUUCGGGCUUCACGCUGUCGGCCAGUCAGCUGGAGCUCAUCACCAGGCUGCACCAGUACAUCUUCUCCCACAUCCUCCGCCUGGAGAAGCCUGCUCUGGAGUUCAAGCCCUCGGAGGCCGACGCCGCAUACUGCGUACUGCCUCUGAAUGUCGUGGAGGACUCCAACACGCUGGACUUGGACUUCAAGUUCAUGGAGGACAUUGAGAAGUCGGAGGCGCGUAUCGGCAUCCCCACCACCCAGUACACCAAGCAGAACCCUUUCACCUUCAAACUGGAGGACUACCAGGAUGCAGUCAUCAUUCCAAGGUAUCGCAACUUUGACCAGCCUCAUCGCUUCUACGUCGCCGACGUGUACACGGACUUGACUCCGCUCAGCAAGUUCCCGUCCCCGGAGUACGAGACCUUCGAGGAGUACUACAAGACCAAGUACAACCUGGACCUGUCCAACCUCAACCAGCCCCUGCUGGACGUGGACCACACCUCCUCCAGGCUUAAUUUGUUAACCCCGCGCCACCUGAACCAGAAGGGGAAAGCUCUGCCCCUGAGCAGUGCUGAGAAGAGGAAAGCCAAGUGGGAGAGCCUACAAAACAAACAGAUCUUGGUGCCGGAGCUGUGUGCCAUCCACCCCAUCCCGGCGUCGCUGUGGAGGAAGGCGGUGUGCCUGCCCAGCAUCCUGUACCGCCUGCACUGCCUGCUGACCGCCGAGGAGCUGCGAUCGCAAACCGCCUCCGACGCCGGGGUGGGGGCCCAGAGCCUGCCCCCUGACUUCAGGUAUCCCAACCUGGACUUUGGCUGGAAGAAGUCCAUCGACAGCAAGGCAUUCAUCUCGUGCCCCGGGACAUGCUCCGAGCACGCAGAUCACUGUAAGCACGCCUCACCAUCGGCAACGCCCUCUGACCCCGCCACAGCACAGGAAGAAGAGACGACGUCGACGACAGCCACCCCACCGUCACACGAGAACUGCAACGCACCAGACGACAAGCUAGAGACCUCCGUCUCGUCCUCCACGAUGCCUCUGUCAGACGCGCCGCAGGACGGACCGGACGAGCCGCGAGACUGCGUCCGGCCUUCCUUUGGAAGCCUCACCAACGGUACCGGUCCAGAGGCGCCGGGCCUGUGUUCUGGCUCUGCUGCCGGGUCGGCGGUGUGUGAUGGUGAGGGGACGGCGCCGACGCAGACCACUACCUCACUCCCUGCGCAGGCCUCCCCUGACCCAAACAAGCCAGAACGAGAAGAACCACCACCCCAGAACCAGAGCCAGAACUUGGUGUCAGCACCGCUGGCACCUCCACCACAGGCCGGCCAUGAAUGUACCCCCCCUGACGGGACCCUGGACCUCCACGGCACACUUGUGGCGAAGCAACAGCAGCAACAGCAGCAGCAACCUACCUCAGACCCGAGCCCCCCCAUCCCCACCCCCACCAGCGUUACCGCAGUAACAACCCUGACCCAAAGCCUAUCCUUGACCCCCAGCAGUGACACAGCAGCACCUUCUUCAAGCACCCCUGCUACACCAUGCCCCCCGGCCCUCGUCGCCGCCGCACCCCCCAAAACCCAGUGCCCCUUGGCCGUCGUGGCCGUGGGUUCCCCCACCGCGGUGGCGGCCGUUGAGACCCCCAAGUCGCUGGGCCCCAACCCGGGGCUGAUCCUGCAGGCCCUGACGCUGUCCAACGCCAGCGACGGCUUCAACCUGGAGCGGCUGGAGAUGCUGGGCGACUCCUUCCUGAAGCACGCCAUCACCACGUACCUCUUCUGCACCUACCCCGACGCGCACGAGGGACGCCUCUCUUACAUGCGCAGCAAGAAGGUGAGCAACUGUAACCUGUACCGGCUGGGCAAGAAGAAGGGCCUCCCCAGCCGCAUGGUGGUGUCCAUCUUCGACCCGCCUGUCAACUGGCUGCCGCCCGGCUACGUGGUCAACCAGGACAAGAGCAGCACGGACAAGUGGGACUCGGACGGGACUAAGGAGGAGCUUGCGAACGGACGCGGGGGGCUGGAAGACGAGGAUGACUAUGAUGAUGAGGACGAUGAAGAUGAGGAGGAGGUGGAGGAGGUGCAGACCUCCUCUUCCACCGGAGGCAGAGGAGGAGGAGGAGGAGGAGGAGGAGGAGACGCGUCAGAUCACCUCCACUGGCGGGAGGUGCGGGACGGCAACUUGAGCGGGGAGGAGGACGAGCUGGAGUAUGACCAGGAGCACAUCCGCUUCAUCGACAGCAUGCUCAUGGGCUCCGGGGCCUUCGGGAAGAUCUCACUGGCCGGCUUCCCCACCGGACCCCCGGGAGGUGGGGGUGCAGGAGGAGGAGGGGGCGUAGGAGGAGGAGGAGGUGCUGGGAGUGGUGGUGACUCCUCCUGUCCACAGUGGCGGCCUCCGCGUAAGUCCCCGCCCCUGUCUGGCGGCGGGCACCACCACCAUGGUGGGGGUAUGGAUGGCAUGGGGAUGGGUGGCGAGGAGUUUGACUACAGCUCGUGGGACGCCAUGUGCUACCUGGACCCCAGCAAGGCAGGCGAGGAGGAUGACUUUGUGGUGGGCUUCUGGAACCCCUCGGAGGAGAGCUGCGGAGGAGAGCUGGGCAAGCAGUCCAUCUCCUACGACCUGCACACUGAACAGUGCAUUGCGGACAAGAGCAUUGCGGACUGUGUGGAGGCCUUGCUGGGGUGCUACCUCACCAGCUGUGGAGAGCGUGCUGCCCAGAUGUUCCUCUGUUCACUAGGGCUCAAGGUGCUGCCCGAUGCCAAGGCCGCCGAGAGGGGCACAGGAGGAGGCGGCACAGCUGGCAUGGCCGUGGUCCGUGCUGGGCAUCGGCGUGGUGACGGGAGUGGAGGCCUAGGUGGAGGUUCUGUUUCCGUUUCCGUUUCUGCUUCCGGCGUGACGGAACCGCAGUACGGCUGGCUGCAGAUCCCGCCGCGGUGCAUGUUCGACCACCCGGACGCGGAACGCACGCUCCUGCACCUCAUCUCCGGGUUCGAGAACUUCGAGUCCAAGAUCAACUACACCUUUCAGAACAAGGCCUACCUGCUGCAGGCCUUCACACACGCAUCAUACCAUUACAACACUAUCACAGAUUGUUACCAGCGCUUGGAGUUCCUGGGCGAUGCAAUCCUAGACUACCUCAUAACGAAGCACCUUUACGAAGACCCGCGGCAGCACUCGCCCGGCGUGCUGACGGACCUGCGCUCGGCGCUGGUCAACAACACCAUCUUCGCCUCUCUGGCCGUCAAGUAUGAUUACCACAAGUACUUCAAGGCCAUCUCGCCUGAGCUGUUCCACGUCAUCGACGACUUCGUGCAGUUUCAGCUGGAAAAGGACGAGAUGCAGGGCAUGGACUCAGAGCUCCGCCGCUCGGAGGAGGACGAGGAAAAGGAGGAGGACAUCGAGGUCCCCAAGGCCAUGGGGGACAUUUUCGAGUCGCUGGCCGGGGCCAUAUACAUGGACAGCCGGAUGUCCCUGGAGGCUGUGUGGCGGGUGUAUUAUCCAAUGAUGCGCCCUCUUAUAGAGAAAUUUUCAGCCAACGUUCCUCGAUCUCCUGUGCGAGAGCUUCUGGAAAUGGAGCCAGAGACGGCCAAGUUCAGCCCGGCGGAGCGUACGUACGAUGGAAAGGUGCGCGUGACGGUGGAGGUGGUGGGGAAGGGCAAGUUCAAGGGCGUCGGCCGGAGCUACCGCAUCGCCAAAUCAGCUGCCGCUCGCCGCGCCCUGCGCAGUCUAAAAGCCAAUCAACCUCAGGUCCAGACCAGCUGAGCUGCGCACGCACACGCAGGCACGCAGGCACGCACACACGUGCACACACACACACAGGCUUGUCUCAUAUGUCACAAGGCAUCACAGUCUUGUGUACACACACACACACACACACACACACACACACACACACACACACACACACACACACACACUUGUCUCAUACGUCACAAGGCAUCACAGUCUUGUGCACACACACAAACAAACAAACACACACUUUUACACCUACACACACAGCCCUGUUUUUGACGGCAGUCUCCAAGUAGCGAAGACAUCAACUGGCAACAGCAACUGUUGUUUUUUUCCUGUGUGUGAGAGAAUGUGUGGUUAUCUGUCUCUUUUUUUAUUUUCUCCCACCUCUCCUUUUCAGACAGAGAACAGCUUUUUUCAAAACGUGACUUGAUUUUUUUUCUUCUUCCAUACAUUUUUUUUCACCCUUCUUGCGCAAACACAAUCCUUCUUGUUGUCUGCCCCCUCUGCAGUGUCUAGCUCCCCAUCCAGAAUGGGCUUAAGUAUCAUACAGCAAAAUAUGAUCAGAAGAGGACAAAACUCAGAUCUGGCUUUGUUUUUUUUUCUUUUGUUUAGUUAUUGUGGUUUUUUUUGUUUAGUUUUUUUUUUUUUUUUUACCUGCAAUUUAACUUCUGCUUCAAGUUAGCGGGUAGUAGUGAUAGGAUGUACUAUGGAACUGUAAACUAUUGAAAAAAAGGAAGAGAAACAAACAAAAAAAAGAAACGCUAACUCCUCAGUCAGUGCACUAGUGCCAGUUUUUAAGCGGUUGAAAUGAUGUGGCGUAGCGAGAGACAUGGGGUAUUAGAGAGAGAGAGAGAGAGGUCAGCUCGUUAGGGGGUGAUCUAUUCGUUAACGAGGGUCACCACAUUAGUGAGGUGGCAUUCGUAAUUCAUUAUUGCACUUCUUCGACUAGGGUCCGCUUGUUUUCAGCUUAAUUAAUUAGUUAACAAAUUAAUUUUUGACCAUUUGUGUCUGAUCAACACCAAGUCUUUGUUUUUGUUUUUUUGUUUUUGUUUUUUUUAUUGUUUUGCCUUGGAGCAAGAAGAAAAGAGAUCUCCCUCAUAUCCUUUUGCCAUGGAUAGGAAUUCAACAUUCCCAGUAUACUGUCAUUGAAACUGUUUUUGUAAAAAGAAAAACGAAACAGCACUCGACUUUGCAUGUUUGUGUUGCUAUGUCUCAUCAUAGCUAAUUUGGAUGAAUUAUGUACCUGCUCUAGAGCUACCAAUUAUGUGUAGAGAACAAAUGCAAUGUGUAUCAUUCACGACAUGGGUCACCACUCUCGGUUUGGGUAAUGUCUUUUGAUACCAACUAUAUAUAUACUCUUAAUUUUUUGGUGAUUAUAAACAUUAGCGGGCCACCAUUGACCUACUGUCUUUUAGUUUUGAUAUUGUAACAAAAAAGAGACAUAUCACUUCGUAAAAAAAAUAUGCUGCAGAUUUUAUAUAUAAAAAAACAAGAUGUUUAAAGAAAAAAAAAGAAUUGGAUACUUCUCUAAGACACACAAAGCACCUUGACAUGCAGUCUAUAGGACAUUCAAUAUUUUACUAGACAAACUUGUAAACUCAUGCACUUCACUUACCAAAGCGAAAGAUGUUGCGAUGUGGAAAAGGUUUCAUGGGAAAGUGAACACGAGUCAACAUUCGCACACAUCUAUGGAUAUGUGAAAGCCAGCCUGUUGUGUGCUUGUCAUGUAGGUAAAACAAGUGACAUAACUUUUUUUGUCUAGCCUCUUUAUUUGUGUUAUUAGGCAUUCUUCACUUGAAUACCUCACUUAAUUAUUGCAUGCAUUUCUUUUUUUUUUUUUUGGUGCUAUGUUUAUUAUUAAGCUUGAAUUUCUCAUCUUUUGCACUGUAACUAUAAUACCUCUUGUUUUUUUGUUGGUUUUUUUUGUAAUCUGCUGGGUUGGUUGUCCUUUUCUGUCCGCAGCAGUCAGUACGCUUACUUUUUUUUUUAAAUUUGAUCUUUUUCUGUUUUUUUGUUCUCUUUUUUUCGCUUUUGUUUUUUUGUUCCUCAACCUUCCCUCAUUUGGAAUCAUGAAACUAGUGCUUGACCUCCAUGGAAAUGCUAAGAUACUAAGAUGUUGUAUGCACAGGAACCCCACCACCACCAUCGCCAUCACCACAGACCCUCAUGGGUUCAAGUGCUCUUGGUGUCAAGCUUAGUUGGCCUACGGGACGCCUAAAACUGUGUCACUCGACACUUGUUGAGGGGGCGACUAGCAGAUUGCACUCAACUGUCUAUGAUUUACCUCGUAAACUUAAAGUGAUACUGUCCCAUUUUUGGAAAUAUGCUUAUUUUACACCUCUCCUUGAGUUAAAUGAGUGGGUAUUACCUUUCUCCUGUACUUCCUGCUGUUCUCCGAGUACGGCAGUACAAAGUUUACCGUCAAGCUAGCAAUUAGCAUUGAGUCCUGUGAGACCAGCCAGCCGGAGAACGGUUAAAAGUACAGGAGAAAGGUAAAACCCAAUCAUUUAACUCAGGGAGAGGUGUAAAAUAGGUGUAUUUCCAAAAGUGGGACAGUUUCACUUUAAGCCUCACUUGAAGCUGUUCUCAACACCCAUCUCCUGUGAGCAAGCUGCACCAGUCGCACUAGACCUGUGAUCGAUCGUUUUAGGGUUACCAAAUAAACAUGGGCAAGGACUUAAGGAGGAGGAAAAAAAGAGAUGGAUACGUUAUCACAGAUUGGGGUGGUCAGAAAUCUAGUCUUUUCAAUGCUGUGUAGUCCAAAAUCGGGAAAAAUGAAGUUAUGUAAUCCAACAGUUCAGGAAUGGGCCAUAAUACGAGGGGGGAAACGGGACAAGUGGAAUUGCUGAUGCACACUACUAGCACGUGUGCUGCUACCUCAGAUAAGUGCAGGCCCCACCUCGGAAGUCUUAUCGAAUCGAUGAUGGAGAUUAUGUUUGUUCAUCAUGGGAACUCUCCGAUAUAUGUGACAUCAAAGGCAUUGCGGCCUGUUAUUGUUUGUUUGGGCCAUAUUCUCAACGUUAUUGUUGUUGUGGGUUGGAGUGGCGGUGUAUCAUGUACAUACUAUAUGUGGGGUAAUGUAAAAAAUAAGAAAAAAGACACUUCUUUGCACUGACGAGACAUUCCCUUUUUCGAUCUUGUCUAUUUCUAACGGGGAAAGUAUGAACCUCAGUGGUGCCUUCAGUUACUGUGCUACCCACCCAACACACACAAGCACACAUGCAUACAUAACGUACAUACACACACACAAACACACUUUUCCUCGAGCGAUCCAACCUGCCACUGCUGCAAUGACAUGCUUUCGGUGCCAUAUGUUAGAUGUUACAAAAACAAGAUGUCCACCGGCAAACGCCUAGUAAUCAUGGUUUGCAGCCUCUCGCUGUUUGCCCUCAACCGUUGGCCACACUAUUUUUGUGAAAUAGAAAAAUAGAUUGAUUUGAAUUGUUAAAUGUAAUAUCUUUGAAAUGUAAUCGCUAUGAAUUGUAACAAUUUUGAAAUGGAGUUUGUCAUACAAGUGCAUCCCUAAAAACUUGGCCACAAAGAUCUAAAUUAGACGAUGACUUUUUUCUUCUUCCUCUUUUUAUCUUUUUUUUCUCGUUUUGCCCACCCAGCGAGUGCAAUCCUGUUUCUUUUCUCAGGCAAGAGUUGAGUGACUUUACAGAUUUGUCAGUUAUGAUGACUCAAAAAUGUCAUUUGGUUUGAUCCGCUUGUUUGUGUGUAACGGACUCGAUGCAAGACUGUGGUCGACCAUGCCACAGAGCUUUAUGGUGAGGGCUAGAGAAUCUGGACGACGUAUCCUUAAUACUCUGACGCUUAACCCCCAUCACGCCAUUCUACAUAUAUUCCACCUGUUUUUUUUUUGCUUCCUCUUUUCUUUGCUUUUUGUUUGUUGAUUUCAAUUUCAUAUUCAAUUUCAUUUUGGUGUUACAGUCAACUAUGGCACACAUCUAAAAUUCUAUGGCUAUUAUUACUAUUGUUGAUACAGUAAAAGAAUAUUCUAGAAUGUGAAGUCACUGAUGUACAAUGGUGCCGCACCCACACAAUCAUUUCUUCUGACAGAUAAGGACUGUAUCACCUGGUGAAACCUUGCAAAGCUAGAUUCCCGCUCAGCAAAAAAAAAGGCACUGGCAUGGAAUUGACAUAGGGCCUGAUGUGGCUUGGACCUGGCCCUGUUGGCCUGUGAUUGUGUGUUUUGGACCUGGUCUAGUUGUACCUAGACAAGGGGUGUAUUCCAAGGCGCAAGGUAUUCCUAGACCGUAGUUAAAAGAUAAACCUGCUUAAGUUAACCUAUGAGAACCUAUGAAGAUUGCCCUCAGAUGUCAUUUAGUUACAAAAACGAGGAGCCCAGGCUCUUCUUAUUAAAUGAUUUACCGCUACGUCAAGGUUAGCUUAACCUCGUUUACCACUGAACCAACUUCUUGGAAUACACUGUUGUCUGAUGGAACACCCCUCUCUCAUGGUCGGGUCAAGACCGGAAGAAUGAAAGAAAGAUUUCUUAUGAAAUGUCAUUCCAUGCUGCCGACUGGGUCUCCUCACUGGCGGAGAAUUGUUUUUAUUUUAUAUUGAUUUUUUUUUUCAAUUUAUUUUGCUUUUUUUUGUACAUGUAGCACAAAUGAGCAUUGCACUUGGGCGCCAUACUUUACCUCAUGUCAGAAAGAAAGAAAAAAAACUGUGUGUAUAUAUGUAUGUGUAAUGCCGUUACAUUUAAAGGAAUUACUUGUCGUUUUGGCCUUGCUGCUGUUUCAAUUGCUGGUAUUUUUUUUUCUUCUUUCUUCCAAUUGUAUUUAAGAAAAUUGCGGUCAGAAAGCUAGAAUGUGCCCGCGGGUCACCUGAUUGAAAUACACUGUAGAAAAGAACAUGUAGGGAAUCUGUACAAUCUGGGGCUCAAUUGUCUGUCUCGUCUGCCUUAAUGUUAUACCUUGAAUAUUAAAUUGUAAUGUAAACCCAUGAAAACUACCAAGUCCUAUGACAGGCAUGACUUGAAUUGUUUAGUCAAUAUCCCAACCACCUCCCACACACCCACUGCCUGAUUUUUUGUUUGUUUUUCCUUUCUUUUUCUUUUUCUUUUCUUUGUUUUUAGUUAGAUUUCAUUUGACAUGGUUAGUACCAGAUGUUAUGUAGUGCAUGUCAUUUGAAGACCCCCCUCUGGUGCCCACCCACUUCUAUCCUCCUCCUACACACACACAGGCAUACACACACACACACACACACACACACACACACACACACACACACACACACACACACACACACACACACACACACACACACACACACACACACACACCAGCCCACCCUGCAAUCCCUGCCAUCUUCCUCUGUGUAGUAGCAUAGAAGUGUACUUCAGCCAGCGACGGGCCCAGCGGUUUUUAAACUAAGGGCUCAUGUAUCAACCGAAGUUUGCGGGGGGAGAGGGAGGGGAAAAAAAAUAAACUCAACUGCAAGCCUUUAUGUAUUACAAAAAAGAUCUAUGUAAAGAUAAAGAUGGAAAAUGUUUUUAAAAAAAAAUGUAAUGUUAAAAGAAAUGUCAUAUCAGCAGCGAAAAGAGCUCAAGUGACUUUGGAGUAAAGAGUAGUGGAGUGGACUGUGAGGAGGACUCCAGAGUCGUAGAUAAAGAGUUCGAGCGUUGCUAUAGGAACCCACGGAAACUUCCUCCGACAAAACUGGCGGCAAAACUGACCAUAUAUGGCCAAACAUGGCCGACCUUGCGGUCCCAUUCAGUUUUGCACAGCCUUCACCGGGGUCCAGAUGUAGCGUUCGUUUCCAUAGACUAUCAUUGGGGACUCUGAGAAGAUUUGAUAUAACCAUUUUUGCGCAUUUCAAAGAACAGAAUUUCAACGGACUGUGUAAUUACUUGAACAAAUUUGACACACAUCACCUAGCCAUGCUAACACAAACCUAUGUCAAAAAUGGGUUUAGCUGGACCCAACGAGGCUAGCGUAAGCCCACGUGACCGGAGAUCAAAGACUGCGUCAACUCUUAUCUACGGCUCUGGAGUACUAUUGUGGAGAGAGUGUGUUUUGUGUGUGUAUGUGGGCCAAGGCUGUGGGUCAGAUCACCAGCGGAGAGCAGAGCAGAGCAGUGAAAGUGCAGUGUUGUAUCUGUGUCUAUCAACUCAAGUUGUUUUUUAAAAUGGGGGACAUUGGGAAGAGGGAGAAAUGCCCAGCACCGUUCCCAGCCUCAUCCCAUCUAUACAACAGAUGACGAUGACUUUUUCAAGGGACAGGAAAAGACCUCUAAAGCAUACUGUAAAAUGUGCUGCAAUGGUUUGCGGCCGCACCUUAUGGAUCAGAAAUACCUUUAAUAUUUUUCCCCUUUUUUUGAAAUAAUUGUAGCUGAAUAUUAUCUACAAUAAAGUUAUGGUAUGGUCGUUCAAA
Molecule: messenger RNA, 12915 nt
Organism: Engraulis encrasicolus (European anchovy)
Lineage: Eukaryota; Metazoa; Chordata; Actinopteri; Clupeiformes; Engraulidae
Gene: dicer1
Product: dicer 1, ribonuclease type III
Exons: 32
Coding region: 365-6565 (2066 amino acids)
Biological process (GO): apoptotic DNA fragmentation; pre-miRNA processing; siRNA processing
Cellular component (GO): cytoplasm; RISC complex; nucleus
Molecular function (GO): deoxyribonuclease I activity; RNA binding; ribonuclease III activity
Source: RefSeq, a predicted model, not a curated record